Molecule: messenger RNA, 963 nt
Organism: Haliotis rubra (blacklip abalone)
Lineage: Eukaryota; Metazoa; Mollusca; Gastropoda; Lepetellida; Haliotidae
Exons: 2
Coding region: 1-963 (320 amino acids)
Source: RefSeq, a predicted model, not a curated record
AUGAACAAGCUGUACGUUCAACUGCUGGCGCUCAACUCCGCCAUCGUCGUCCUCUUUAUUGCUGCCAUCACCGUCUUCAUCGCCGGCGUAUACAGCCAUGAUCGAGUUCCAGCACUGCAAGACCAUGUCCCCGUGUUAGACGUCUACCCAGCCCGCUGGACACUGGUCAUUGCCUGGUUCGUCUAUUCCUGGCAGGUCAGCUGGAUCAUCUACUCCCUGAUCCUUGUGUGUAGGUCCAGCCCCCAUCCAGUCCUGCUGACUCCCCUCUUCCUGGGCAUCUACAUCGUGGCGCUUGUACUCCAGAUCAUCAUCAACUCAGUAGCCUUCACGGACAUCGUAACCGUGUCAUUCAUUGCUCUGCUUCUCAUAUCCGUAGCUCUGUUCGGAUGUCUGGCCCUGUCCUACAUAGCUCUGUACCAGCACGGAACCGUUCUAGUCCAACAACAUCGCAGGGUGGACGACGCUCUCAUCAGAGGGCUGGUACAGAAUGGAAUAGCCUUGUACGCUACAUGGACCUCAAUGGCUGCCUUCAUCACGAUGGCCGUCUUGAUGGUUUACCGAUCUGAUCCAACCAUCAACCAGGCAACUGCUUCCUCUGUGGUCCUCGCCUUCAUCGCAGCCUUCCUAGUAGUCUACAGCAUCACCGAUCUGAUUGUCCUGGACAAGUACUCCCGCUACACCUUCACCCCCUACGCUGUCAUCUUAUGGGUCUUGAUCGGUAUCCUUGUCAGUCUGCCUGCAACGAAUGCUACAAACUUCAUCUUCGCGGCUGUGCUGUUGGGGGUAGCUAUUGUUGCUCUGAGUGCGAAGAUAACCCUGGUUGUUGUCAGAAGGAAGGCCGACCCUGUCUUGGCUCGCUUGUCUGCGGGUGAGAGCGCGCAUGGGAUCGAAACGGGAAAUGCAACCAAACCGGAAGUUUCAAAACCGGAAAUACCAAACCGGAAAUACCCAAACCGGAAGUAG